Messenger RNA from Dryobates pubescens (Downy woodpecker), 1075 nucleotides. RefSeq names its product nicotinamide riboside kinase 2. The record is from RefSeq and is a predicted model, not a curated record. The coding region runs from base 290 to 916 and encodes 208 amino acids. NCBI's taxonomy places the organism in Eukaryota, Metazoa, Chordata, Aves, Piciformes, Picidae. The transcript is spliced from 8 exons. Gene Ontology annotation, cellular component: cytoplasm.
GGAAACCUCAUGCAGCGGGUAUUGGCCUCCCUUUGCGGAGUGCUCCGCUGCGGCGCGGACGAGCUCUGCUGCUCCUCCCUCCUCCUUUGACCAUGGCGUUGCUCAGCAGUUGACGUUGGGUUUUUCCCCUUUCUACCUUCUCUUUUUCCACUCCCUUUCUUUUCCCCUGUCCCGGGUCCCGGCUCAGGCACGUAGACGGCCGGUACCGGAGACACCGGGUCCCCAUUCCCCCUCCCCCGCCCCCUGGAACAGGCGGUAGGAGUCGGGCCGGGCAGCUGCCGAAGGCACCAUGAACAUCAUCAUCGGCAUCGGCGGGGUCACCAACGGAGGCAAGACCACCCUCACCCGCAAGCUGAGGCAGGCCCUGCCCAACUGCAGUGUGGUGCACCAGGAUGACUUCUUCAAGCCCCAAGAUGAAAUAGAAGUUGAAGAUGGGUUUAAGCAGUAUGAUGUGAUUAGUGCAUUGGAUAUGGAAGCUAUGAUGAAUACCAUCAACGCUUGGAUAAAAAACCCAGUGAAGUUUGAACGUUCUCAUGGGAUCAACAACACGCUGGAUGCCCAGAUCUUGCAAGAUAAGGAAGGAGGAGAUGAAACAAUCCACAUUCUUAUUGUUGAAGGCUUCCUACUUUACACCUACAGGCCACUGAUUGAUGUAUUCCACCACCGAUACUUUCUUUCCAUUCCAUAUGAAGAGUGUAAGAGGAGAAGAAGUUCAAGGAAUUACACUGUACCAGAUCCACCUGGAUUGUUUGAUGGCCAUGUUUGGCCUAUGUAUGUAAAGCACAGGAAGAUAAUGGAAGAUCUGGGAGUUGAUGUGGUGCACUUGAAUGGAACGAAAUCAAAGGAGGAACUAUUUAAUGAUGUGUAUGGACAGAUCCAGAAUAAGAUCGAAGAAUUACUUAACAUGCAGAAAUGAAAGGCUGAUUCUUGUGAGUGAAGAUGAUUCCCAUGUGCUCUGCGCUGUCUGCCCAACUGCCACUGAAGUUUCAGCUUCUGUGAAGACUCAACUCUUUAAAUUCGACUUUUUUCAUAUGGUCACAAUUAAAAAGCACUUCCCCCUUGUCUGUCAUCUUAA